Molecule: messenger RNA, 1931 nt
Organism: Ananas comosus (pineapple)
Lineage: Eukaryota; Viridiplantae; Streptophyta; Magnoliopsida; Poales; Bromeliaceae
Product: protein SPT2 homolog
Exons: 10
Coding region: 220-1710 (496 amino acids)
Biological process (GO): regulation of DNA-templated transcription; nucleosome assembly
Cellular component (GO): nucleolus
Molecular function (GO): DNA binding; histone binding
Source: RefSeq, a predicted model, not a curated record
GUUUAACGCUUCGCUCACAUCUCCUUGUUGAUAAGGAUUUGGGCUCGUUCGAUCAAAACGUAGGAGCUUCGCCUUUCGCACGUUCUCUCUCUAUCGCCUCCUUUUCGCUCCGCAACCCCUCUCUCGCCCCUUCGAGGUUCAGUAACUUCAUCAUAGGGUUUGCGAGUUGCUGCUCUCUGAAUUAUUAAGCUUGUGGAUUCCUUGAAUGUCUUGCAGCCAAUGAGGGGCUAUGAAAGCAAUGGCUUUCGCCAAAGAGUUGAUGAUUAUGAGGAGGAUUAUGAUCAUGAUGAAUAUGAGGAGGAAGCUUCCGAGGCUGAGGAAGAAGAACGUGAAGCUCCGAAGCCCACCAGGGAGGAACAGGAUUUUCUAAAGCUGAGGGAGCAACUAAAAGAUAAAUUUAGACGAAAGUUGAAGACGCAAACUGCUAGUGAUUUCGGUCGUGUAUCUUCAACUCAAGUCAAGAGGACGGCGGUGCCAAAUGAUAAGUUUGGCUCCUUCUUUGGCCCUUCAAAACCUGUUAUUGCUCCACGAGUUAUCGAAGAAAGCCGCUCUAUUAGAGAGACCAAGCACAUUGUCGCUAAAGCGUCAAGUUCUUCAAGUAAAAGGGAUCCCUUAUCCUCAGAAGUAAAACCAAAAGCACAUUACCAGCAACCAAAAGUUGUUAAUGAGACAAAGAAGAAAGCUCAGACACUCAAAGACAUGAGGGACUACUCGUUUCUACUCUCAGAUGAUUCUGAUCUUCCUUCUCCUGCAGCUAAGGAGGCGCCUUCCUCCAGAAAUGUUUCAGUUCCAAGAUCUGAUGGUCGACCUUCGCAAGAACUAUCGAAGAAGAGCAAGUUGCCGACAAUGAGCAAACCUGCAAGUAGUCUAGCUUCUAAUGGCCGUGAAUCAAAGAACCUGGUUUCAACAAACAGGCACGUGCAAACGAAAGUGGGGUCUACAAAGGAAGCUCCUCCAAACCGACAUACGCCAGCUUCAACUGAAUCUAUUAGAAAAGUGGUUAGUUCUGGUGUGGCAAAUGGGCCCAGACAGGUUGUUGGGAGUAAAGCAUUGACUCAGAAGGUUCCAGUGCGGUCUGCUGAUUCUCAUAGGCGGUCUGCUGAUUCUCAUAGGCCUAUUGGAAAGGUCCCAAUGCAUUCCGCUGAUUCACAAAGGCCUAUUGGAAAGGUUCCUGUGCAGUCCACCGAUUCCCGUAGGUCUAUUGGAAAGGUUGUAAAUGACCCUGGUUUAAAGAAGAAUUCUUUGCCUGUGAAGCCCCAUGCCUCAACCACUCAAAAUCGUUAUCCUGAACAAAAAAGAAUAGCUUCGGGAUUGGAUAAAGUAAAAAUAGCACCCAAGCAGCCAAUAGCACCGAAGAAGCCGUUGCCUUCAUCAAAACCUCAGCCAUCUAAGCAGAUCUCUUCGCAUGCCACGCAUGAUGACCGUCCAAAGAAAAAGCCUGCAAAACGGCCCUUUGAGGAAGACGAUGAUGAAGAUGGUGAAUUGGCUAUAGGAAUGAUCAGGAAGAUGUUUGGAUAUGAUCCUAGUAGGUAUGCAGGGAUGGAUGAGGAUGAUAGUGACAUGGAGGUUGGUUUUGAUAAGAUACAGAAGGAAGAGCGUAGGAGCUCGAAGAUUGCUAGAAAGGAGGACGAAGAACAGCUUCGCCUUAUUGAGGAAGAAGAGAGGCGAGAGCAGAUGAGAAAGAAGCAGAAGCUACUACGCGAGCGGUAGCUGUUGAGGUAGCAUCUGUCUUAACUGUGUUUGCAGCUGAUUGUCCAUUGAAUGAUUGAUUGGUAUGUGGAGCAAUGAGAUGUUGAUAUGGAACUGAUCCUUGCAUUUCUUUUUUAUUAUUAUUUUUUGGAGAGAAUUAUUUUGAUUCGUGGGAAAUUGGUGCAAUAUCUGCAAUGUUCUUUUCUUUUAUAGCCCAAUAGAUGGUCUAAUUGUAGAUUAUU